AAGCAGUCAUUUCUCCUCUCUGGCUGCAUUCUUGCAGCCAUUGAGAAAUACUGUGUGAGCUGUGCUUGGUCACAGCUUGUCACAUGGUACAAGGCUGUUGUGAAUAGCCUUGUACCAUGUGAUCUCUGUGAUCAUUCACAGAUUUCACACGAAGUAAGCAAUGUCAGAAGUGACAUCUUGCUUACUCCUAUUCAUGUGAUCACUGAUUGGCCAAUCAGUGGCCGACUGACACAGAGAUCCCGUACAGUGGCUCCCAGGGAGUGCGCACAGUCCAAAAUG
Molecule: messenger RNA, 279 nt
Organism: Staurois parvus
Lineage: Eukaryota; Metazoa; Chordata; Amphibia; Anura; Ranidae
Source: the annotation of a GenBank genome assembly